Symbiodinium sp. CCMP2592 is the source of this 852-nucleotide messenger RNA. The record is from the annotation of a GenBank genome assembly. Lineage: Eukaryota; Dinophyceae; Suessiales; Symbiodiniaceae.
AUGGCGGAUACUUGCGCAGCAGGCAACGGCAGCGUCUGCUGGCUCUGUGAAGGCAGAGACAGCGCUGCCUGUGUAAUUUGCGGGCCCGUGGCCAGUACCUGCGGCCAGACGAGCGCGUUCGUGGGCCAGGACGGCUGGGCCUGCGACGACUCCCGAGAUGAGAGGUUUGGGAACUGGACCUGUUCUUCCGUGGAGGAUGCAAACCUUCAGCUGCUCAGCGACUCCGAGGCUCUGCUUCAGCGAGGGGAUGCUUCCGCUGCCUUCGAGCGCGCCGAGCAAUGCUGCCGCAGCAUGGAGGAUCGGCUGAGUGGAGGUGGACGAGGGCCCCUUCGCUACCAGGAGGCCAAGCCUGGAGAACUCGAGCUGCUCUGCCUGGGAUGGGCACAGCGAAUAAGGGCAAGCCUUGUGCGGCAGAACUACUCCUCCAUGGUGGAAGAUACAAAGAAAUUCUCAAGGCUGCAUGAAGAGAUUGUCGGUGGGGGCGAGCCAGACCUUCUCCACAAGUUCGAGAAGCAGGUGACUGGAGCCUCAGUGGUGGACCAUGUCGAGGUGCUCGGGGCAGCAGCAGAGCUCGCUAGCCAGUGCAGGGACAGAGUGGCGCGUGGCUACGCCCCAAAGAUCGUAUUGGACCACGCCUCCAAGGCUGUGGCGGGUUUGCAGCCGCUUCCGGGCAGCGAUUUCCCAGGGCUUAGCUCUUUGCGUGCGCAUUUGCAUGUGUCCCGUGCGCAAGCCCACCUGGAGUUGGAGCUCUGGAAACAGGCCAAGGAGGAUGCCAGCGCAGCCUUGCGCUUUGACCCUUCGCUUGCUGAGGCCAAAUACAUGCUGAAGGCGGCAGAGUGUGAGAGCUGGUAG